Carlito syrichta (Philippine tarsier) is the source of this 1110-nucleotide messenger RNA. It is a transcript of the gene ATG101, whose product is annotated as autophagy related 101. NCBI's taxonomy places the organism in Eukaryota, Metazoa, Chordata, Mammalia, Primates, Tarsiidae. Gene Ontology annotation, biological process: autophagy; autophagosome assembly. Bases 172 to 828 code for a protein of 218 amino acids. The record is from RefSeq and is a predicted model, not a curated record. Gene Ontology annotation, cellular component: phagophore assembly site. The transcript is spliced from 3 exons.
CCUGCGGAGGCCGUACCUAGGCGUGAAGAGCAGGAGGAGGAGGAGGAAGGGCAUGACCCGCGUCUGAGGAAUCCGUACUCCAGCCUUUACACGUAAGGGUGGCCCCGGGUGGGGUGAAGCGCCCCGUCUCUGUCCUUGUCACCCACCCUCGUGUGGGCCCCCGGCUGCAGGAUGAACUGUCGCUCAGAGGUGCUGGAGGUGUCAGUGGAGGGGCGGCAGGUGGAGGAGGCCAUGCUGGCAGUGCUGCACACGGUGCUCCUGCACCGCAGCACGGGCAAGUUCCACUACAAGAAGGAGGGCACCUACUCCAUCGGCACCGUGGGCACCCAGGAUGUUGACUGUGACUUCAUUGACUUCACCUACGUGCGUGUCUCCUCAGAGGAGCUGGACCGUGCCCUGCGCAAGGUCGUCGGGGAAUUCAAGGAUGCACUGCGCAACUCUGGCGGCGACGGGCUGGGGCAGAUGUCCUUGGAGUUCUACCAGAAGAAGAAGUCCCGCUGGCCCUUCUCAGACGAGUGCAUCCCGUGGGAAGUGUGGACGGUCAAGGUGCAUGUGGUGGCCCUGGCCACGGAGCAGGAGCGCCAGAUCUGCCGGGAGAAGGUGGGCGAGAAGCUGUGCGAGAAGAUCAUCAACAUCGUGGAGGUGAUGAGCCGGCACGAGUACCUGCCCAAGAUGCCCACACAGUCGGAGGUGGACAACGUGUUCGACACGGGCCUGCGGGACGUGCAGCCCUACCUCUACAAGAUCUCCUUCCAGAUCACCGAUGCCCUGGGCACCUCGGUCACUACGACCAUGCGCAGGCUCAUCAAGGACACCCUGGCCCUCUGAGCCCCGUGGGGCCUUGGGAGCUUCCUGCGGGCUCCCGGCCGUGGCUUCUGGGAUUGUGCUGUGAGGCCCUUGGGGCUCUGAAAAACCCUGGGCCUGGGGGAGACUCCGAGGGGGCAGCCCUGGCUUCCUUGUUUCACGGUCGCCGGGCUCUGGGCAUCCCCUUAGCCUUUGCUGUCGGUCAGGCCCUGCCUCACUGUCUCUCCACACCCCUUCUGGGUGCCCUCCUUCAUGCUGUACAGAAGAUGCUAGGACGGGGAAUAAAGUUGGGAAUGUGAGCUUGGG